AUGGUGCAAUACUUGACUAUACAAAAGAGUUCGCUUACUCACCACAGCACCAUUCUUGCAUUUGACAGCAUGGAAAACCAAAUCCCUUCACUCGCCGUUCUCUCUGGCAAGAACAUGACGCUGCAGGAUCAAGUCCAUUUUCUUUACGACUUUCCGUUUGCGACCAUUCUAAAACAGCCGUUUUUUCAAUGCAUCUUGGACGAGAUAUUACAGUCGCUGACGCCGCACCAACUCAUGCAGUAUGCUGAGGACCAACCAGGCAAUCCACACAUGACAAAGAAAAUAGUCGACGAGUUAAUGAGUCCAUUCUCCCUCGAAGGAUUGGAGCUGAUAUCCAGAUCGUUUCAUGUGGACCAUCCAUUAGCCAGAGCGCUGGAUUUUGCGAUCCACAAACGUCGAAUGUCUGGUACGGUGGUUUUAUUAAAAGAUGGGUAGUCCAUACUUUUCCUCAAUUUUAUCCCGUAAAGAUGGUGUUUUUAAGAUGUCGACAAUGCAACAUCACCAUCACCAGCCAAAUAUCGUCCAUUAGGGAAUACGGAUCUUGUUUUUCGUGUGAAGGCUAAAACUUCGUUUUUCUCAAUUAUACAGGAACUCACAUUGUUUGCAGUCAAAACAGAUUUCAUAAAAGAUUUAUUGCUCCUUAUUCUUGGUACCACGUUGAGGACAACAUUCAAACGAUUCAAUUACGCUGUUGUAUUUGCUAUGCACAUGUUCGUUCUAUUUAUGACAUGGAUAUUUCAUGCGGUGGAUGCCAGAUGAUGAUGGACCUUGGUUUAGAAUUAUAAAUGUUUUGACUUUUUCAGUGCCAAUGAAUAUCUUGGUUAAAAGAAUGGAACUCUGGGGAAACACAAGACAGGGACGCAAUUAUGUGUGAAACUCACCCCGCCCCAUUUACGUUACUGAUUCUUUUGCAGACACGUUUCACAUCAUAGAGUGUUUCGUAGGACAUAAUGACAACAGAACAGCGUACACAUACUUUUAAUUUUUAAUUUUUUUGCUGUCACAAUCCAUUGGGUUUCGACACAUCAUGUAAAAGAAUGCGUCUUAAAAAAGUACCGUUUCCUUUUUCAGUCUCCAACCUUGUCAUAAACAACAGUGAAAUCAAUUACCACACAAGGGAUGGCAAAUUACGAAUGCAAUGUAAAGACUGUGGUAUUCACGUCAGACCUAUAACCAUGACCUGUCAACCCUGUGGAGGAUGUGAACUUUAUUGUUUUGAAGACUUUCUUGAUUUUAUGUUAGACGAUUAAAAACACUUAUUUUUUUUAGAAUCGAUUCACGUUUUAUCUCACUACUUUAUGUUUCCCAAUUGGCCUUAUGAAGGACAAAUUUCCGUCGUGAUACCUGGCAACUGGUGUUUACCCCUCAAGGACAGAAAUCUUUCUGCUGUCCUU
Porites evermanni is the source of this 1394-nucleotide messenger RNA. The record is from the annotation of a GenBank genome assembly. NCBI's taxonomy places the organism in Eukaryota, Metazoa, Cnidaria, Anthozoa, Scleractinia, Poritidae.